AACCUUCGACGUUUGACCUAAUUUUGUUCGUAUGAUAAUUUAUUUGGAGUAUUCUGGGUAAACGUCCCUGUUUUUUUAUGUAAGUCUUGUACAUUUGAUUCUUGAAAAAUUAAGGAAGGAAGAGAAAGAGCGAUGGAAAAGAAGAUGGUCCAAUCCGUGUGCUUUUUUUUCCCUCCCCUUCUUUCUGGGUUUAGUAAUGAGCUGACCCAAAUUAUGGAGAGAGAAUAUCAAGAGGAGAGGAAAAAAAGUUUCCUAAAAAGAAGAUCUUUUUCACAUUUUAGUGGAUAAUAUGAUCAGAAGCCUUAUCCAAUUUUGACUUUUGGUUGUCAAAUUGCAACUUAGUGUCGUAAUUCAAUAACCAAUGUCGUAAAGGUAGUGGGCACCAAAUUUAUAGUAUUAACAGCUACGUACCUUGUUUGCACCUUGAAAUUUAUUUUCUUUUCAAAUGUCUGGAAUGUAUAUUCCCCGUUUGACUUCAUCCAAAACCAAAGUUGAUGUUACAAAUAACGGAAUUCAUACUUCACAUUUAGAAUUUAAAGAAAAAUCUGAAUUAUAGAAUUAUCAUCAUAGUGGUGGUAGAUUUUUAGGUGAAAAUUUGAGCAAACUCAGGAGCUAUGGCUGACUAGUGAUUGCUGCAUAUCAGAAUAUGGUUGAAAGUGUUAUGGAGUUAUUAGAGUGGAGAUUUUUGUAACAAACGUAUAAAUUAGAUCAUGCCACGGUUAAUAUCUUUUGUAUCAUUUUUGUAUUGGCAAUAUUGAAAGGGAAUUAUGUGCUGUUGUUCGGUCUGAACUAACAAAUUAUGGGUUCCUGUUUUGCGCAUAUGAGAUGUAAAACAAUGAAUUUGUUGUACAUUUUGCAUUAUGCUGAAGCAUAGUUUUGAAGUUUUGAACAAAGUAGUCGGUGCAUUAACCCUAAUGCUUGUUUAUGAUGAGGAUUUGAGUGUCUCAAUUUUGUUGACAAUGAAAAAUUCAAUUGACAAGCUUCAAACACUAGCUGGCAUUCAUGGGAAUAAUGCAGACAGUGUUAUUUAAACCUUUAUGAGUAUCCGUUUAUCACCACUUCUGUUUCAUGUCUCUCUAUCUUAUUUUUUUCCAAAAAGCAGUGAUGAGAUAGAAAAUCAAUUGAAUCCUCAGUUGAUGAAACUAAUCUUUUGGGACGAAAAAGUUCAUCAUUUUGGUUUGACGUGAUGAUCUUGAUUUACAGUCUAGCAUUUGAUAGAACUCAAAUUCAUUGGCAAUUGUGAACUUGUGAGCAAAAUAAUUCUGUAUAAACAUCGAAUGGACCAAUAACAAGUGGCUUGCAGUCUUGCUAUGCAUUUUGCUGAUUGUUCACCUUCUCAUGAAACAUUGACCCAUGGAUCCUGAAAGCAAGAAGUUUGAAAGAGGACCUAGAGAGUUGACUGGUGCUGUUGAUCUUAUAAGUCAUUACAAGUUGUUGCCUCACCAUGAGUUCUUCUGCAAGCGAUCACUUCCUCUGUCAAUUUCCGACACUCAUUAUCUUCACACUGUGGUUGGCGACACCGAAAUCAGAAAAGGAGAAGGCAUGCAAUUGGAUCAGCUCAUCCAGAAUACUUCCUAUUCUAGAGAUAGCAAUUCGCGCAUACAGCCAUUUGACCUAGAUGUGCUCAGAGAGGCCUUCCAAUUUAAGGAAACCACUCCUGUAGAUUUGCCUCCUGCAGAGAAGGGGACUCCUACAAUUGCAGCAAAAUCAAAAAGUGAGUCCAAAGACAAGGAAAGGAAGCAUAAAAAGCACAAAGAUAAAGAUAAGGAGAAGGAUAAGGAGCAUAAGAAGCACAAACACCGUCAUAAAGAUAAAGAUCGAAGUAAAGAUAAAGAUAAGGAGAAGAAGAAGGAUAGGAGUGGACAUCACGAUUCUGGUGGUGAUCACUCUAAGAAACACCAUGAGAAGAAAAGAAAGCAUGAUGGAGAUGAGUAUAUUAAUGACGUCCACAAGCACAAAAAAAGUAAGCAUAAGAGUUCAAAAAUUGAUGAGAUUGGUGUCAUAAAAGUAGCUGGCUGAAGUGGUUGGCGUAAUAUCGUUCAUUUGCUGUUUGAGUUGUUGUUGACAGUGGAAGUUUUACUUUGAGGCAACAAAUUGUUUGAGAGUAGGUUCUGAACUGACUGAAAAAUUGUGAAGAUGGUGAAUUCACCUGACACGGGAAAAUUUGGAUGCAGAAUGAACUUUGUAUCAUAACAACAAUAUAGUUGCUGAUAACAGGCUAAACUUCAAUCCUUUCUUCUGGGUUUAUAUGGAUAUUUUGGCAUGUACACGUAAUCGCAAUCUUUCAACCAUUUUGGAGUAGUCCUAAAGCCUAGUCCCAUAAUUAGCUUCAAAUCUUUCAACCAUUUUGGAGUAGUCCUAAAGCCUAGUCCCAUAAUUAGCUUCAACUAGAAUCAUCACUAGUGUUGAGUAGCAGGAAGAUCAGGUUUGAGAAAGAGGAUUUUGUAAAUUAAUUCCUUUCUGCCUCGUUAUUGUGGCAAUGACCAACAUAAAAUUAGUUCCUAAAAAGGUAGGUCCUGUGUUUUUGUUCUCAUUUGAAUGGUCAACUUAAUGUGAAAAUCAUUGUAAAGUUUUUCUUCUUUGAGUACAGAACAAAGAAAUUGUUAGGUC
This is a messenger RNA of Manihot esculenta (cassava), 2610 nucleotides long. Its product is annotated as mediator of RNA polymerase II transcription subunit 19a. Bases 1354 to 2019 code for a protein of 221 amino acids. NCBI's taxonomy places the organism in Eukaryota, Viridiplantae, Streptophyta, Magnoliopsida, Malpighiales, Euphorbiaceae. Gene Ontology annotation, molecular function: transcription coregulator activity; transcription factor binding. Gene Ontology annotation, cellular component: mediator complex. Gene Ontology annotation, biological process: positive regulation of transcription by RNA polymerase II. The record is from RefSeq and is a predicted model, not a curated record. The transcript has 7 exons.